Messenger RNA from Exophiala viscosa, 2796 nucleotides. Its product is annotated as non-specific serine/threonine protein kinase. Gene Ontology annotation, biological process: double-strand break repair via nonhomologous end joining; interstrand cross-link repair. The transcript has a single exon. The coding region runs from base 1 to 2796 and encodes 931 amino acids. Lineage: Eukaryota; Fungi; Ascomycota; Eurotiomycetes; Chaetothyriales; Herpotrichiellaceae. Gene Ontology annotation, molecular function: 5'-3' DNA exonuclease activity; damaged DNA binding. The record is from RefSeq and is a predicted model, not a curated record.
AUGUUCAGGAAUCCUCGAGAAAAUGCCGAUCUAGACAUCCUCAAAGCCCUGCCGUCGACCGGUCGGCCACCUACUCCGCCUCCGAAUGGUAGCCACACGCAGCAGACCAACUCCUCUCCAUACCUUCCUCCAGCUGGCGCAACGCCGAGUAACAAGGCACCGAUGAACAAAACUCCGGUUCUCGGCCGUCAGCCACCCUCCAGGAUACCCAGCUCAAAGAAGGGUGGCUCUCGUCCGAACCAGAGUAUCCUCACAUUCUUCGGGAAGGCCGACAAGAAUGAGCAGAAUGCGGUUGAUACCAAGGCCAACGCUCCCUUGUUCUUCAAAGAUGCGCAUCAGUCCGUCGAAGAGCCAGUCUUAGCGGGGCGGAGUUCACCAAGAGUGGCAGAGGAAUCGCCUACGAGGUACAAUGAGGAUGACGGCCCUGUCAAGAGGAGACGGACUGUGGAAGACGAAGGCGAAUUCAUGAUUCGAACACCUUCUCCCGAACGCAGGAGCUCGACCCAUGUGGAUGACACAGGCAACCCUUCAGAGGUUCAGAAGAAGGAUGCGAAGCCAAGUAAGCACCGAGGUGGCUUUCUGGACGAUUCAAGCGACGAGGAAGACGAAAAUUGGGGCGCUACCGUUAACACAGUCGCGGAACCCCCUGAUGCUGAUGAUCAAAUGGAACAAGACGACUCUGGUGCAUUAAACAAUGUUGAUGUCGCGGCAGGAUCCACAACAUCCAAAGUACCAUUGAAGCCGCCUGACAUGAGCAACAAUGAAACAACAGAACACGACCAGCAUCCACGGACAGUAGGCGAGGGUGGGGCUAUACCGGCGCUUGCGCGUGAAGGCACCAGCAUGUUCAACGCUGGGGAUUUCGGCGACGAAGAGUUUGAAGACGAUGAAUUCUUCGAGGGUGGGGAGGAGUUCAUGGAGCGGCGGUGGAUGGAAGAGCAACGCGAAAUGGGUUUGGAUUUUGACGAGGAUUCGAAGUCCGAAGCCGACAGCGUGAGAACUCCCCGCAGCAAUUUCGAAGAUGAUGCACAACUCGAGAUAGAACAAGGAGAUGGAGUCUCUAUGUGUCCAAUCUGUAGCGGCAGCAUGAAGGGACUUUCCGAACAGCAGGCAUCAUCGCAUGUCAAUGCAUGUCUUGACGGCAAGGCUGAGCCCUUGCUGACAGAGACUCAAUCGAGACCGUCAUCUCCAAAGCCAAUGCCCAAAUCAACUGGCCCGAAUGGUUCCGAAGGUCCAAUGCCAAAGCGCUUUCAACGAGCAGCGAUCCCUCGCCCUGCCCAGUCGAACCCUUUUGCCGUGGGCGGAAACAAAGGUGGGUCAGCUUUCAGUCGGCUGAUGUCUGGACACGCAGAAGACGCGGCCUGGGCAGAAGCCGCGUCAAACGAAAUGCAGUCUCGGGGGAAGCCUGCAUAUCAGAGGACGUGCCCGUUCUACAAAAUCAUGCCGGGGCUCUACAUCUGCGUCGACGCAUUCCGGUAUGGAAAAGUCGAGGGUCAAAAUGCCUACUUUCUCAGCCAUUUUCACAGCGACCACUACAUCGGCCUCACGUCGUCUUGGAGCCACGGUCCGAUAUAUGCCAGCAAAGUCACCUGCAACCUUAUGCUUCAGCAACUGAGAGUCGAUCCCAAGUGGGUCAUUCCGCUCGAAUUCGAGAAGAAGGUCGAAGUACCGAACACGAACGGGGUCUUCGUCACCAUGAUCCCUGCCAACCAUUGCCCCGGGUCCUCGUUGUACCUCUUUGAAAAGGUCACAGGCAAGAACCGUGACGGCUCACCUAAGUCGACUCGGAUCCUGCAUUGUGGCGACUUCCGAGCCUGUCCAGCUCAUGUCAGUCACCCGCUGUUGAGACCCGAUGUGGUGGACAGUAUCUCUGGGCAGGUCAAACAGCAGACCAUCGACACUUGCUACCUUGACACGACCUACUUGACGCCCAAAUAUGCAUUUCCAAGCCAGCACGACGUCAUUGACGCCUGCGCUCAAAUGUGCGUGAGUCUGUCGAAAGAGAUAGCAGACCCGAAUGACAGCUGGGAAAAGACCAAGCUGGAACGAGCCGGCAGCACAAUGAAGAAAUUUCUCGAGCAGGGCGAAUCCAGUCCGGUCAAAGACGAAGAGGACCCGGACAAGAAAGUCAAAAAGCGAGGCCGGUUGCUCGUUGUGAUUGGGACGUACUCGAUCGGCAAGGAGAGGAUAUGCUUGGGCAUUGCUAGGGCCUUGGGAUCGAAAAUAUACGCACCGCCGUCAAAGAUGCGGAUAUGUCAGUGCUUGGAGGACGACGAGCUCAAUUCGCUGCUGACUAGAAACCCGCUGGAGGCGCAGGUGCAUAUGCAGACGUUGAUGGAGAUACGGGCGGAGACGCUGCACGACUACAUGAUGACUUAUAAGGGUCAUUUUGGGAGGGUUGUCGGGUUCAGGCCGACGGGUUGGUCGUAUCGACCACCUACGUCGCGGUUUACCGAGAACCCGGCUGUGAAUACGGUGUUGACGUCGGAGGGUUGGAAAUCUCGGUACACCAUGCGCGACCUCGCUCCUCAGCGUGGGAGUACGCGGGAGUCCAAUUGCUUUGGUGUGCCGUACUCGGAGCACAGCUCGUUCAGGGAGUUGACUAUGUUUUGUUGCGCAUUGAGGAUCAAUCGGAUUGUGCCGACUGUGAACGUGGGUAGUGCAAGAAGCAGAGAAAAGAUGAAAAGCUGGAUAGAGAAGUGGGAUGCUGAGAAGCGCAAAAACGGACUUUUCAAGGUUGAGGUUGGCGCGGAUGGAUGGGGUAGUGGUGAUGGGAAGCUACGAUAUGGGGUGUAG